CCCAAUCUUACUCUAGAAGUCGAAAGUCUUCAACAAACGGCUAUCGAGGGCUCUAAGUUGCCAAUGCGGCUGUUUAAUCACUUAUUUUGGAUGUUGCUGGGGUGUUUCGCCUUAACAGUUGCCUUGGAGAUAUGGAAUAUUGGGGUGUUUGUUUUCAGGGUGGCAAUGUUGAAGAAGGGGGAAAGCUGA
This is a messenger RNA of Amoebophrya sp. A25, 189 nucleotides long. The record is from the annotation of a GenBank genome assembly. Lineage: Eukaryota; Dinophyceae; Syndiniales; Amoebophryaceae.